Molecule: messenger RNA, 3899 nt
Organism: Serinus canaria (Common canary)
Lineage: Eukaryota; Metazoa; Chordata; Aves; Passeriformes; Fringillidae
Gene: TRIM71
Product: tripartite motif containing 71
Exons: 4
Coding region: 35-2668 (877 amino acids)
Biological process (GO): protein polyubiquitination; proteasome-mediated ubiquitin-dependent protein catabolic process
Molecular function (GO): protein binding; ubiquitin protein ligase activity; zinc ion binding
Source: RefSeq, a predicted model, not a curated record
UUUGCCCCCCAUCGGGGAGUCAGGCCCAUCGCAAAUGGCUUCGUUUCCCGAGUCCGACUUUCAGAUCUGCCCGCUGUGCAAGGAGAUGUGCGGCUCGCCGGCUCCCCUCUCGUCCAACUCCUCCACCUCCUCGUCCUCCUCGCAGACCUCCAGUUCCUCCGGGGGCGGCGGCGGCUCCUCCUGCGGGGGCCCGCCGCGGCGGCUCCACGUCCUGCCCUGCCUGCACGCCUUCUGCCGCCAGUGCCUGGAGGCGCAGCGGCACCCCGGCGCGGGGGACGCGCUCAAGCUGCGCUGCCCCAUCUGCGACCAGAAGGUGGUGAUCUCGGAGCCCUCGGGCAUGGACGCGCUGCCCUCCUCCAACUUCCUCCUCAGCAACCUGCUGGACGUCGUCGUCGUGGCGGCCGCCGCCGACGAGCAGAAGAACGGCCGCGCCGCCGGGGCCGGCCCCGCCGCGGGAUCGGGCGGGGGCGGCGGCGGCAACAACCGGCACCACGGCCGCCCGCCGCCGGGGCCGCCCCGCGCCGCCGGCUCCUCGCCCGCCGCCGCCGCCUCGGCCGCGCCCUCCUCGACGUCGUCGUCGUCCUCCUCCUCGGGCGGCGGCGGCUCGGCGGCGCUCCUGCUGCGGCGGCCUCACAGCCGGCAGGGCGAGCCCCGCUGCAGCUCCUGCGACGAGGGCAACGCCGCCAGCUCCCGCUGCCUCGACUGCCAGGAGCACCUGUGCGACAACUGCGUGCGGGCGCACCAGCGCGUCCGCCUCACCAAGGACCACUUCAUCGAGCGCUUCGCCGCCGGCCCCGCCGCCGCCGGCCCCGCCGCACCGCUCGCCCUCAGCCCGCCCUACCCCGCCUCGCCAUACAACAUCCUCUCUGUCUUCCCCGACCGGGCCAGCUACUGCCAGCACCACGACGACGAGGUACUGCAUUUCUACUGUGAUACCUGUUCUGUCCCCAUAUGUCGGGAAUGUACCAUGGGACGACAUGUGGGUCACAGCUUUAUCUACCUCCAAGACGCCCUACAGGACUCCAGGACUCUCACCAUUCAGCUCCUGGCAGAUGCUCAGCAAGGACGACAGGCUAUUCAACUGAGUAUUGAGCAGGCCCAGGCUGUGGCAGAGCAGGUCGAGAUGAAAGCGAAGGUGGUGCAGUCUGAAGUCAAAGUAGUGACCACUAGACACAAGAAGGCCUUGGAAGAGCGGGAGUGUGAGCUGCUCUGGAAGGUGGAAAAGAUUCGCCAGGUCAAGGCCAAGUCCCUCUACUUGCAAGUUGAAAAGUUACGCCAGAACCUGAACAAGCUGGAUAACACCAUCAGUGCUGUUCAGCAGGUCCUGGAGGAGGGUCGUACCAUGGAUAUUCUUCUGGCUCGGGACCGCAUGCUGGCUCAGGUGCAGGAGCUGAAGAACGUCAGAGGCCUUCUCCAGCCGCAGGAAGACGACAGGAUCAUGUUCACCCCCCCUGACCAGGCGCUGUAUAUGGCCAUCAAAUCAAUGGGCUUUGUCAGCAGUGGGGCUUUUGCCCCCCUGACCAAAGCCACGGGGGAAGGUCUCAAGCGUGCUCUGCAGGGCAAGGUGGCCUCGUUCACCGUGAUCGGCUACGACCACGACGGGGAGCCUCGCCUUUCGGGGGGCGACAUGAUCUCUGCAGUGGUCAUGGGCCCGGAUGGAAACCUUUUUGGGGCAGACGUCAGCGAUCAGCAGAACGGGACCUACCUGGUCAGCUACCGUCCCCAGCUGGAGGGAGAGCACCUGGUGUCGGUGAUGAUGUGCAACCAACACAUUGAGAACAGCCCCUUCAAGGUGAUGGUGAAGUCCGGGCGCAGCUACAUCGGCAUCGGGCUGCCGGGGCUGUCCUUCGGCAGCGAGGGAGACAGCGACGGCAAGCUCUGCCGCCCCUGGGGGGUCAGCGUCGACAAGGAAGGCUUCAUCAUCGUGGCCGACCGCAGCAACAACCGCAUCCAGGUGUUCAAGCCAUGCGGGACCUUCCAUCACAAGUUUGGCACGCUGGGCUCCCGGCCGGGCCAGUUCGAUCGCCCCGCCGGCGUGGCCUGCGACGUUUCGCGCAGGAUCGUCGUGGCCGACAAGGACAAUCAUCGCAUCCAGAUCUUCACGUUCGAGGGGCAGUUCAUUCUGAAGUUCGGGGAGAAAGGAACGAAGAACGGGCAGUUCAAUUACCCGUGGGACGUGGCCGUCAACGCGGAGGGCAAGAUCCUGGUCUCCGACACGAGGAACCAUCGCGUUCAGCUGUUCGGGCCCGACGGCGUGUUCCUUAACAAGUACGGCUUCGAAGGGGUACUCUGGAAGCACUUUGAUUCCCCCAGAGGUGUGACGUUCAAUCACGAGGGCCACUUGGUAGUGACGGACUUCAACAACCAUCGCCUCUUGGUCAUCCAUCCGGACUGCCAGUCGGCGCGCUUCCUGGGCUCCGAGGGCACCGGCAAUGGGCAGUUCCUGCGCCCGCAGGGGGUGGCGGUGGAUCAGGAAGGGCGCAUCAUCGUGGCCGACUCCAGGAACCACCGGGUGCAGAUAUUCGAGUCCAAUGGUAGCUUUUUAUGCAAGUUCGGCACUCAGGGAAGCGGCUUUGGUCAGAUGGACCGUCCUUCAGGUAUAGCUGUCACCCCUGAUGGCAUGAUUGUCGUGGUCGACUUUGGAAACAAUCGAAUUCUCGUCUUCUAAUCUGUGUUUGAAUGAGGAAGAAACUGUCUCAGGGAAAUUCUUCUAAGAGAAAAUGAAAAAAUACAACGUUAAUUCAAACCUACCUCAUCUUUAAUUUUUUUACAGAUGAAUGUACUUACCUUUUCUGCAGGGAGUGAGCCUGUAAAAUUGAAUUCUAUCUACCUCAUUGUCCUCCCUUCCCUCCCCGAUUUCUCGCCCCCUCCCCGUCCCCACAUACUCAUAGUUCAGAACAUUUUACCUCUUUCCCCCCGAUGGGGUUUCAUGCACAAACAAGAAUUGCUGUGCACAUUAGGUGGUUUGUGUGGUGAGUUCUGUUAGACUGAGCCAAGAAAGGCGCUAUGUAACUUUUUAAAUGGAGAAAAUGGUAGUAGGUGUUUGUAGAAAAAUUUGUGUUCUUGACCAUUCUGCAGUUCUGUGGGUGGGGACAUGGGAGGGAGGGACGUUUGUUGUUGUUGUUGGUUUUGUUGGGUUUUUUUUUUUUUCAUUGCUGCUGCAGCAGAGAACUUUUUCCUGUUCUCCUUUUUAUACCUCAGUGUGUUUGAUUUACUGGUGAGCACAGCAUCUUGUUCCCAGACGACUUUGAACAUUUUAUGAAAGUGAGUGAGAUUCACUCGCCAGGAAGAGCAAGUUUGCAUCUUUUUUGGCAUUUCUGUGUAUUUUUUUACUGAAACACAGUAAUUUAACAGCACAAAGUGAAGCUGAUGAAAAUGCACAAAAAUUCUUUAAGUUUAAACCAAAUUGUUCAUUUUAGUGGCUUAGUGUGGUCAUUGUAAAGUCUAGAUAAAAAGCAAGGCUUCCUUUAGUGUAUCCUGUCAUUGAGAAUUUCAUUUUUACCUCUUUUCACCUGAAAGCUAAAUUUGUUUGAAAAGAGUUACUGUUUCUUUUCAUUAAUGCCCCUAAUCUAGGUAACAGAAGAGGUUAGGAGGAGCAUUGAAACAGGGAAAAUCAAACCCUUUUGAUUUACUUUCUUGUGAAAUGACUUAGCAUUUUUUGCCCCUUCCCAUAGAGAAACCUUAAGGGAAUAACGUUUGAAUUUGUUAGAAGUGGUACCUUUUUCCAAAAGUAAGAAAUAAGCACAGCUUUGGAGAUUCAGGGUUUGAUUUGGAGAAGUCAGCAGUUGUUUUGCUUUGUUUUGGGGUUUUUUACUCAGAGAGGAUUGCAAUAACUCUAUCACAGAUUAAUUUUUUUUUUUUCCGUCUUCUGGCUUCCCCAGAGAGCUGUACUGAAGAUU